Dendronephthya gigantea is the source of this 2600-nucleotide messenger RNA. RefSeq lists its product as uncharacterized. Gene Ontology annotation, cellular component: synapse; membrane; neuron projection. Gene Ontology annotation, biological process: regulation of membrane potential; signal transduction; monoatomic ion transmembrane transport. The coding region runs from base 204 to 1430 and encodes 408 amino acids. The record is from RefSeq and is a predicted model, not a curated record. The transcript has 13 exons. Lineage: Eukaryota; Metazoa; Cnidaria; Anthozoa; Malacalcyonacea; Nephtheidae. Gene Ontology annotation, molecular function: neurotransmitter receptor activity; extracellular ligand-gated monoatomic ion channel activity; transmembrane signaling receptor activity.
ACGAACGCUAAGCAACAAGCAAACUUCUUUGCCACUUUAUUACACAUUAUUAUUAAAGUCCAUCACUAAAAAUUCAUACACAAAAUACAAAAAUGGACUUCGAUACAGUUUGAAUGCUGCUGUGUUGUCGCCAACAAUGAAUUAAGUGCAGAGCAACACACGAGACUGACUGACAGAUUUUCUGCACAUGUCGCGGACUCGACAUGGAUUCAAAUGCUCAAAUUGUGCAAAUCCUUGAAGAAAUAAAACAAAACACCAAGUCAAUCCGAAAUGAGAUUUGCCCCUCUCCAAGAGAAAACAAGGUGUUUGUCUCAGUGCGGAUAAAAUUUAAAACGGUUGGUGACAUAGACAAUAUACAUCAACACUUUUAUGCGAAUUUUGUUUUGACUUUGAAAUGGAAGGAACCACUGCUGAGAGGAAAGGAACAAAAGGAUGUCGUGUGGAACGAGCAGUGGGAUCCAAGAGUCAACUUCAAAAAUCAACUGACCGUGGACAAAUUGAAGAAUACUCAUGAAUUAAUUUAUGAACCAAACGAUAACAUUCCGACAGUCAAAAUGAAUAUAUUUGCUGCUGGAACAUUUAAGAAAAUCUUCGACUUGCGUUACUUUCCAUAUGAUUACCAGAGUCUUUGUAUAAAUUUGGAUUCGGACUGGCCUGUCGAAGUAAUGUCUUUCGAAAAAAGUGACGUCAAAGAUAGUAUUACGGUGGACACUUUUACAGGUUGUCACGAGUGGAAACUUUAUCCCCAUGUUGUGGCUAGUAUUGUUGAACAAAAUGAACAAGAGGAACAAUUAUCUGGCACACACAGGAAGUACCCAAAUUAUAAAAUCAAGUGUCAUGUGGAAAGAAUACCAAACUUUUAUCUACUGAAUAUUGUUAUUAUUGUGUUUUCCAUCUUGGGACUGACAUUUUGUUCCUUUGCUGUGGAUAUCAGUUCACUUGACGUCAGAUUGAAUGUAACGCUGACCUUGCUCCUAACAUUGGUCGCGUUCAAGUUUGUGGUAUCACAGCGUUUUCCUAAUGUCAGCUAUUUGACCCGUUUGGAUGAGUACAUAUUAUUUUGCAUGAUAAUCCAAUGUUUGAUAGCAGUGGCUCAUGUGAUUGGAGAAAAAGUCUCUGAAAAAACUAAGGUUCAAAUCUUCCCUGGUGUUCUUGGAGUGCUCGCUGUUUUGAUGCAUUUUUAUUUUGGAAUUGAAAUCUGGCGAAAGGUUAAAGAAAUGAAAGCGUACUUGAAAAGAAAAACUGAUGAUUAUGAAUCAUUAAUACGGAAGGAGGAGCAGGGAAGGAGAAUUUCAAAAUUGGAAGAUCAACAGACUGGGGGAACCGUUUACCACAGAGAGGAGGAAGAAAGCAAUAAUAGGGAACAAGUUGGUCAUAAUGAAGACAUUGAACUGCUAAACAGACAUGAUUAUAAAGAGACUCCUUUGUAGAAUCUGUCCCGCAUGUUCGCUUUGGAUCAAGAGCGUCGCCCCCUAACAAGAACAAGAAGAAGAAGAAGAAGAAGAUUAGCAGCGGUUAGGGACCAGUUCCUGGUCCAAAAGGCUAGGUUGAAAUUUAUCUCAAUUAUCUUAGGUGUGUUUAUAUGAUCCGAGGUACCAUUGUUACUCCGGUUGGGAAAGUUAACCCCCGAGGCCGAGACAACCACUACGGUUUCCCUCUUUGUAAACAGGUACGGGUGACUCUUACCCCUAGGGUGACCAUACCAGCCAUGCAAGGCCAGUUUAAAACCUUUAUUAUAAAUACUUGCGUUUCAAUUGCUACAUCAAUGAAUAAUAUGACGUUUCAUUUUUUAACAAAUCAGCAGCGGGCGGAAUCCUAGCCAGCUGGAGAAACUAAGGCUUGAUAAUUCUUCAAAUCAUUCGAAAACCGAGUUCAAUAAUUGUUUUAUUAUUUAUUUACAAGAAUGAACAUUACGACUUUGAUUGUUCGUUUGAAUUGGUGUCGAUUUCACACUCCCGUUUCUUUAUAGAAAAUCGAUGUCCUCAACAUUUUCUUUCUUCAAUUAAAUCAAAAUUCAAUAUUUCCAACGACAUAAAAAAACUUUUUAGGAUUGCGAUAACAAUUUACUUUGUUAGGUUUGUUUACGUUUGCGGAUAUUGCGCCAAAAUAAGAUACAUUCGUUUUGCUUGUUAUUUAUUGAAUAUACUGACACUGAAUAAGUAACUUAUAAAGUUAAUUAGAAAAUCGCCCUUGAGUUAGGCAGUCCGCCAUUUUGGAGGGUAGAAAUUUUUAUUUAAUUAAACUAUUCUAUGAUGCCUAACGGCCUCAAACUCUGAAACUUUUAGAAACUUUGAACAUAAAAUAUAAAUUUGUAUAAGUUAUGUGCUCCAAUUUCGACCGCAUUCCGUGUUUCUUUACCGGUUUUAAUACUGUACUUUACGCCAGAAAUGGUGGUCGCGGUGGAAAGCUAUAAAUGGUCUAAUUCUAGCCCUAUAUAAAGUUUCCAGCAUGUUUUAAUGCUUUAAUGGUCAAAUGCUUUUUCUAUAUAAAGUAGCAAGCAUGUUUCGCGCCCAUAUCACAACAUUAUACAAUUUAACCAUGAUUUGGUUAUGAAUGUCAAAUAUUUUGAUAUGGAUAACCACGCUGUUUUAAUGAUCAAA